GUUUUUGAAAAUGGCUAAUCGAAGGUCAGUGUCGAUAGUUUUCUCGUUAGUUGCCAUAUUGGGUUUUGCAAGGGGUUUUUCGAGUAAAGUAGAAGAAAGACCCCCGCCAGAAGAAUUAAGGAUAGUUGGUGGAUAUCGAACUCACGAAGUUAUUCCGUAUCAAGUGUCCAUUCAAAGCCGCGCUGUUGAGAAUAUUGUUAACAGAUUAAUUCAAACCCUCUUACCAUUCGUGAAGGCAGAAUGGACUCACGUCUGUGGUGGCGCGAUCAUUAGCCGUCGUCACGUUUUGACUGCAGCUCAUUGUGUUUUCGGCAGCGAACCCCGGGACAUCACAGUUGUUGCCGGAACUCACGAUUUGGCAUACCGAGCUUACCGGCAUGGUGUGGAAAAGUUUGCCAUCCAUCCUGACUACAGAGAAAUAUCGAGCGACAUAGCAAUCAUUACCAUCCAAGAAAACUUCUUAUUCGGGUCUAAGGUGCAGAAAAUUGGAUAUGAUGGGGACUAUGAUAUUCCUCCAGGAAGCUCUUGCAAAUUCUUUGGAUGGGGCUACCUGACUCCUGUACGAAUUGGACUCAAUGCCUUCCAGUUGCAUGGAAUUGAACUGAAAACCAUACCAAAUGAGGAUUGCCAAGCUGGAGAGUAUGCUGUUACUGACACCGAGAUUUGCACUAGUGGAAGUUUAGUUCAAGGAUUGUGUGCGGGUGAUUCUGGUGGCGCUCUUACAACUUGGGAUCAAAGUAAUAUUAUUGGAAUUGCAUCGUACUCAAGUCAACUGUGCGGUUCCGGAUUACCAGACGUGUUCACUAGAGUAUCCAAAUUCGUCGAUUGGAUUAAGGAAAAUGUGGAGGGUCCAGUAAGUACGGGCGAUAAGAACUCAACAAUUGUGUGAACGUUUCAAGCGCUGGAUA
Molecule: messenger RNA, 908 nt
Organism: Hermetia illucens (black soldier fly)
Lineage: Eukaryota; Metazoa; Arthropoda; Insecta; Diptera; Stratiomyidae
Product: chymotrypsin-2-like
Exons: 3
Coding region: 11-889 (292 amino acids)
Biological process (GO): proteolysis
Molecular function (GO): serine-type endopeptidase activity
Source: RefSeq, a predicted model, not a curated record